AUGGCGCGCGGACGGCGGCGCGGGGUCCGCGCAGCGUCAGGGCCCGGCCCGCGGCUCGGACGCGGGGCGCGCUCCCCGCCGCCGGCCGCGCCCCGCCCGGCCGCGCCGAGGUCCCCGCGCGCGCCCGCCCUGACCGGCUCCGGCUCCCGCCCGCGCCCCGGCAGUUGCCUCGCGGCCUACGGCCGCCCAUCCGCCGCUGGCCCAGGAGCGGGCGCGAAGGACGCAGGAUCGCCGGGCUGGCCUGAGUGCUCUGCCGUUUGGGGGCACCCGAGAGCCGGUGACGUCACCGGCAGCCCGCGGCGGGGGCGGAGCAAAACUGCGCACGCGCAGGACGGGCGGGGCGGGGCGCGCGGCGCGGGCGGGGGAAAGGGGUGGAGUUCGGGGGCGGAGCAAAUCCGGGUGCGCCGGACGUGGAGUCUACGCUCGCGCAGUCUCUCCAGUCACUGGCCCAGGCGCCGAGCGUCUCUCCCUGCGCUCCUGGCCAGAAAUUCCAACAGACGCGCCGGCUCUAAUCCCGGCACGGGCCUGGGUUUCGGCCAGUGGGCAGAUGGGAGCGCCUUCCCCCGGCAGGCGAGGGCACCUUCAGGAGUCCCCCGUCCCCACCUGCGCGUCGCGCCUUUAGGGGUUGGAGCAAGACAGUGUCCCGACCACGCCACGCCCCCGAACCCAAGAUCCGCCGCGGCGCACGGAAGUGUCUCCGAACUGGUCUCGGUCCUCCACUCUCUCCCGGAGGGUCUGGGUGCCCAGAGUCCGGAGGCCCCCGACUACUCUGGCGGGCUUCGAGGCGCUUCGCAGGAAUCUGAUGAUACUUAUGUCCGGCCUGUGACAGCGAGAGUCGGCCACUGCGCUCCGCAUCAGCCCCAAGCUCGUGCGCUUCCUGGUUCCUCGGGAAACCAGGUUCCUGAUCCAGGAAACUCGGACCGAGUGAAUGCAGGUGUUCGCGUGGGAGACAAAGGUCAGGGGGCCCUGAGAGCCUGGUUGACAUCAGUGGGAUCUUGGAUGUGCCAAGGUAGGAACAGGGACCAGUGGUUGAGAGUGGCUGAAGGGCCACACUGCAGCAGAGUCCCUAAGAGCCCAGGAUUGCUUCAGAGGAUGAGGGUGACUCCUGGGGAAAUGGAAUGCAGGCAACCACUCUUGGCCAAUCCAGGCCAAGUUCCAGAAAAGCGGGACCAGCCGCUAGGAGCCAGGAGAGCCAUGUGAGGGUCAGGGAAGAUGUCCUCGGAGU
Molecule: messenger RNA, 1225 nt
Organism: Castor canadensis (American beaver)
Lineage: Eukaryota; Metazoa; Chordata; Mammalia; Rodentia; Castoridae
Source: RefSeq, a predicted model, not a curated record